Molecule: messenger RNA, 2616 nt
Organism: Orbicella faveolata
Lineage: Eukaryota; Metazoa; Cnidaria; Anthozoa; Scleractinia; Merulinidae
Product: DNA topoisomerase I, mitochondrial-like
Biological process (GO): chromosome segregation; DNA topological change; DNA replication
Cellular component (GO): nucleolus; chromosome
Molecular function (GO): DNA binding; DNA topoisomerase type I (single strand cut, ATP-independent) activity
Source: RefSeq, a predicted model, not a curated record
ACUCAAAAAUAUUUACAAAAAGGCGGGAGAAGUAGAUCUAAAUUGCGUGACUUACCCCAGCAAAACGCUAAGACGCCAAAAUAGCGCGCUCGACGGUGUUUUCUGUGGCGAUGAUGACCCAUGGCUCUGACCUUAAUGUUGCGAUGUUUCGUAUCCGAAAAUUUGACGUAAGUAGUUGAACGUACCUUAAGAUCUUCAUAAAUAUAUUUAAAACGGGGAAGACUAUGAAGACAGGGGAAGUCGCAGGAUAAGUUUGUGGACCUGUGGCACAUGUUAAAAAUAGCUUCCGGUGACCUGUGGUACGCAUACAAAGAUCGAAUCACGUGGUGUUGACGCUUGCGUACUAGUCGUCACUGGAGACUUAGCGUUUUCUUUGUCCUUCGCUUUUCGUUGGAGAACGACACUUAGAAAAAAUUUCGUCCAAUUUCUUGCCGGAAUGAACGGAGAAACCAACCAACAUCUCGCUCAGUUGAAACACUCGGCGGCGAAUGAAGGGGUUUCUGAAGAUGAUGAUGUUCCACUGGCGCAGAGGAAACAAAAGCCGGUCGGGAACGAAGGCCCCGACAGGAAGAAAAUCAAACUUACACCCUCUCACGAUGGAGAAAGGUCUUUGCACAGUCCAUCUAAACAAGUGAAACUGAAUGACAGUAUGAACUGGUCACCACACAAGGUACAUGUCAAUUCUGAAGUGAAACAGGAUCACAACCGAUCACCUGGAAUGAAGUCACUUCAAGAUGUCAAAAAGGAAAUCCCAUCACCAGCAAAACAUGUACAUGCUGCGUCAAGUCAUGCUGUAAGUGAUGAUGAUGAUGAUGUCCCCUUGGCUGCCAGGACCCAACACAAGGUGAAGACCGAGCUCAAAAGUCCAUCCUCAAAACCAGUGAAAUCAGCAUUGAACAGUGCUGUGGAUGAGAAAGGCAAACCUGAAAAACAUGAUAAAGCAAAGAAUGGAAAACUCAUAAAACCCGAGAAAAAACUUGACAAGAAACUGGAUGUUGUAAAAAAGCAUGAUUCUCCAAAAAAGGCAAAGAAAUCUGAGAGUGGAAAGGCCUCAAAGAAACCAGUUGAAAGUGAUGAUGACGAACCCUUGUCUGCAAGAUUGGACAAGACUCCCACAAACAAAAAGCGUGCAAAGUCUUCUGGAUCAUCUAGUGCAAAGCGCAAAAGGAAGAAGAGUGCUAGCUAUGAUGACAGUGACAGUGGUGAGGACAGUAAGCCAUUGGCAAAGAGUGCCAAGAAAAGUGCAACAAAGUCAGCAAAGAAAGAGGACAAGGGUGGAUCAGUGAAAAAGAAAGCCAAGAAAGAAGGGAAGGACCUAAAAUCAGAGAAAGAGGAGAAGGGAAAGAAAAAGAAAGAAGAAGAGAAAGAAGUUUGGAAAUGGUGGGAAGAAGAGCAACUUCCUGAAGGUGUAAAAUGGUUACACAUGGAACACAAGGGACCGUACUUUCCGCCUGCGUACGAGCCUCUGCCUGCCAGUGUGAAGUUUUAUUAUGAUGGGGACCAUAUGCAGCUUAGUGUACAAGCAGAGGAGGUUGCAUCAUAUUAUGCUAGGAUGCUUGACCAUGAUUACACUAGCAAAGAAAUCUUCAACAAGAACUUCUUUGAAGACUGGAGGAAAGAGAUGACAAGUGAAGAGCGCAAAGUGAUCAAAGAUCUCAAGAAGUGUGACUUCAAAGAAAUGCAUGCACACUUUGUGAAGAAAGCGGAAGAGAGAAAAAAUUGGACAAAGGAACAAAAACUGGAACUGAAAAAAGAAAACGAGGAAAUUUUAAAUGAGUAUGGCUACUGUCUCAUGGAUGGGCACAAACAGAGAGUGGGCAACUUCAAGAUUGAACCUCCUGGCUUGUUCCGAGGACGUGGAGACCAUCCAAAGCAGGGAAAGUUUAAGAAGAGGACGAUGCCCGAAGAUGUUAUCAUAAACAUUGGCGAAGGUGCCAAAGUUCCUGAAGCUCCUGAAGGGCACAAAUGGCAAAAAGUUAUUCACGAUAAUAAGGUUUCCUGGCUAGCUUGUUGGGUAGAGAACAUUCAAGGAAGUUACAAGUAUGUCAUGUUGAAUCCCACAUCCAGGUUAAAGGGUGAAAAGGACUGGCAAAAGUAUGAAACGGCAAGGAAAUUGAAGGACUGUGUCAAAAGAAUUAGAGAGGAUUAUGAAAGGGACUGGAAAUCAAAAGAAAUGAGACUGCGACAGAGAGGUGUUGCUCUCUACUUUAUUGACAAGCUUGCUCUUCGUGCUGGGCAUGAAAAGGAUGAAGAAACAGCUGACACUGUAGGCUGCUGCUCGUUGAGAGUGGAGCAUAUCAAAUUACACGAAGAGUGGGAAGACAAGGAGAAUGUUGUUGAGUUUGAUUUCCUUGGUAAAGACUCUGUGCGUUAUUGGAACUUUGUGCCAGUGGAAAAGAAGGUAACCUUUCUCUAAUCCAUGCGAGGUUUGUGCGUACAUGUAUCUUUGUCUUCCUUACUUUCACUAAUCAACGAAAGUAUUUAUACAGUUCCACUGGGAAGAUUUUGAUCUUUGGUUAUCUAAGGAACAGCGGGUUCAGACGUUUACAGUCAAACCAAGUGAAGCGUACCCCUCAAGAUUACUUUGAUGAUUGGAAGUGACUAUUUGAAUAUUGA